Molecule: messenger RNA, 4083 nt
Organism: Oncorhynchus mykiss (rainbow trout)
Lineage: Eukaryota; Metazoa; Chordata; Actinopteri; Salmoniformes; Salmonidae
Molecular function (GO): protein binding
Source: RefSeq, a predicted model, not a curated record
AGAGAGAGAGAGAGAGAGAGAGAGAAAGAGAGAGAGAGAGAGAGAAACAGCACUGAUGUUCGACGCCAGGCUGCCACCACUCUGUAGUGGUGAGUGGCUGCAACAAAAGCUCAGAAUAACAUCCCUGGCUUUCCGCUCGUCUUUUCUCUCUGCGUCGUUAGCUGGCUGCUCGGGACGCCCAGCGCCCGUAGGAGGAGAGUUGCUCCCUCCAACAUACUGAUCGCUGCAGUAGGCUGUGCUGGUCACCACAGACCGACCAACCCAACGGCUCUCUGCCUGCCGGGUAUCCCUGCCAUCAACAAGUUAGGGGCAGGACGACUAAGGGAUGGAGAGGACCCCCCCCCCACCACCUCUCAGCCAAGAGGGGCACUAUUUGAUACUCAAUUAACCAAUUGAGCUGACAUCAUUGCAGUGUGGAAGGAGGAGGGAAGGAAUACGAGGAAACAGUGUUUAAGAGCCAGGGAGCUUUGGCAGCAAAUCAACUAAAAACGAAGAUACCAAAAAAAACAAAACAAAAAACAGCCCUUUGGAUAAUGUGUGAUUAAAAAACGCCAGAGGGGAAGAUCACAACUAGGACCCGACAACAUAAUCAACCAGGGACAUGGGAUUUGUGAUUUCGUUUCAAUUGGGAGGGCUCAAGAGCAACGCCGCCACUUCAUUACUUCAGCAAGAGAAGAGCCCGGUUCCUUUUGUGCCUCAAAAGGGCUUUUCUUUUCUCCCUUUGUGUUCCUUCUGGCUGCUUCGGGAGUCCGCUGUGGAAAAGGACAGUUGAAUGCAGCCUCCGACGUGCACAAAAGAAUGGGUUUCCAUUCAAGGUGGCCAUUGGUGGGACCUGCACCAACGGCAUUGUGCCUGUGUGUGUUCAGCAUGCUGCUGUGCCUGCCGUCUCCUGCGUCAUGCACAACCUGCCCCCAGAAAUGCCGUUGCGAAGACCAGCAGUUCUACUGCGACACCCAAGGACUGGAGGCGCCCCCGGACGGCGUUGACAGGGGGGCCCUGGGGUUAUCGCUCCGCCACAACAGCAUCGCUGAACUGAGCCCGGACCAGUUCUAUGGCUUCUCCCAGCUCACCUGGCUCCACUUGGACCACAACCAGAUCACCACGGUGCAGGAGGACGCAUUCCAGGGGCUCUACAAACUCAAAGACCUCAACCUGAGCUCCAACCGGAUCACAACUCUGCCAAACACAACCUUCAUCCACCUCAUCAACCUACAGAUCUUAGAUCUGUCCUUCAACCUGAUGACUGCGCUGGAGCCUGAGCUGUUCCAUGGCCUCCGCAAGCUGCAGAUCCUCCACCUGCGCUCCAACUCGCUGCGCACCACCCCCGUCCGGGCCUUCUGGGACUGCCGCAGCCUCGAGUACCUGGGUCUGUCCAACAACCGGCUGCGAAGCCUGGCCCGGAACGGCUUCGCUGGCCUCAUUAAACUCAGAGAACUCCACUUGGAACACAACCAGCUGACUAAGAUCAAUCUGGCUCAUUUCCCCCGUCUGGUGGCUCUGCAGUUCCUUUAUCUGCAGUGGAACAAGAUCUCCAACCUGACCUGCAACAUGGAGUGGACCUGGACCACGCUGGAGAAGAUGGACCUCACAGGGAACGAGAUCCGGGUGCUGACCCCGGACGUGUUCGAGACGCUGCCCAAUCUGAAGAUCCUCCUAUUGGAUAACAACAAGCUAGGCAGCCUGGACCCUCUGGUCUUGGAUAUGUGGCGGUCUCUAGGUACCGUGGGGCUGUCCAGCAACCUUUGGGAAUGUACCAAAGGGAUCUGCUCGCUGGCCACUUGGCUUAGCACCUUCAAGGGGAGGUGGGAACACUCUAUCCUGUGUCACACCCCCGAGUACGCCCAGGGCGAGGAGAUACUGGAUGCCGUUUAUGGAUUCCAACUUUGCCCAAAUUUUACGGCGCCGCCACCGGUCGUCUUGACCACAAACACAUUGUCGAUGGCCACGGACACGGCGACAGGCACAACUGUGGAGGUCACCAGCUCGCUGUUUGGAAUAAUGCAGCAGACACCAACGCAGGACUUCUAUGUGGAUUUUGGGCGCUUUACGACCAUAAUGACAACGACCACCACGCCGCGCACCGCCCUGGCAACCGCCUUGGCAACCUCCGCCACGACAGUGGAGGGCGGAGAGCUGGGAGUCACGGAGGACUUCUCGGAGACUGACAACACGGUCCUAACCCAGAGGGUGAUCAUUGGAACUAUGGUCCUUCUGUUUACAUUCUUCCUCAUCAUUUUCGUUGUGUUCAUCUCGCGGAAGUGCUGCCCUCCUACCAUGCGCAGGAUACGCCAGUGCUCGGCCAUGCAGAACCGCCGCCAGAUGAGGACCCAGCAGCGGCAGCAAAUGGCGGACCUGGCCACGCAGGUACCCUAUAACGAGUACGAGCCCAGCCACGAGGAGGGAGCGCUGGUUAUCAUCAACGGCUACGGGCAGUGCAAGUGUCAACAGCUGCCUUACAAAGAGUGUGAAGUAUAAACUAUGUAUUCCUCCUGCAGCAGCAUAUGGGCUGUUUACCAUUCUAAAUACAGGGUUUAAUUUUUUUUGCCUCUUUCUCUCCCCCCCCCCCCCCCCCAGUUUACAAAAAAAAAUAAAAAGCAUAAUUUCUACUCGCUAGCUUUGAGAAAUCAAUGAGAUUAGUGUAUUGAGUGGGAGAGUUGAUGGCUGGUGGAAAUGAACAGUGACGAGACUGAUGAGGACGUAGUAGAUAUAGUCACCAUUUAUUUUUAUAUGAAUGUUCAUAUCAAGCUGUGGGCAAUCAGUCUUAAAAAAAAAAGAAAACUGUAGUGAUUUAUCACCACAUUGUUAUUUCACUUUCUGCAGCAAGGAGAAGGUUUUAUUUUUUUGCCAAAACAUCUGUAGACUGAUCCUCUUACUGAGAGACGGCACAGAUACAAAAUAGGUGGUGGUCUAUAUCAUGAUAUCAUUAUCAAGACAGAUACAAAUUGGUGGGCUAUAUCACGAUAUCAUUAUCAAGACACAGAUACAAAUAGACAGAGGUCUAUAUCAUGAUAUCAUUAUCAAGACACAGAUACAAAUAGAUGGUCUAUAUCAUGAUAUCAUUAUCAAGACAGAUACAAAUAGGUGGGCUAUAUCAUGAUAUCAUUAUCAAGACACAGAUACAAAUAGAUGGUCUAUAUCAUGAUAUCAUUAUCAAGACACAGAUACAAAUAGAUGGUGGUCUAUAUCAUGAUAUCAUUAUCAAGACAGAUACAAAUAGACGGUCUAUAUCAUGAUAUCAUUAUCAAGACACAGAUACAAAUAGAUGGUCUAUAUCAUGAUAUCAUUAUCAAGACACAGAUACAAAUAGAUGGUGGUCUAUAUCAUGAUAUCAUUAUCAAGACAGAUACAAAUAGACGGUCUAUAUCAUGAUAUCAUUAUCAAGACACAGAUACAAAUAGAUGGUCUAUAUCAUGAUAUCAUUAUCAAGACACAGAUACAAAUAGAUGUUGGUCUAUAUCAUGAUAUCAUUAUCAAGACACAGAUACAAAUAGAUGGUGGUCUAUAUCAUGAUAUCAUUAUCAAGACACAGAUACAAAUAGAUGUUGGUCUAUAUCAUGAUAUCAUUAUCAAGACACAGAUACAAAUAGAUGGUGGUCUAUAUCAUGAUAUCAUUAUCAAGACACAGAUACAAAUAGAUGGUCUAUAUCAUGAUAUCAUUAUCAAGACACAGAUACAAAUAGGUGGUGGUCUAUAUCAUGAUAUCAUUAUCAAGGGGAAUCUGUGGCGGAAAGGACCGUGGAUUAUAAUGACAGGUUUUAAAGAUGCACGGUAGCCACAGUAUGUUACUAUCACAAUGACGUGUUGGUACAGAAGUGAUUCAAAUGGGGUUUUGGUUAUUCAAUUAAAAAAUUUUUUUUUUUUUUUCCACAUUUGUUACGUUUUUUUUUUUGUUGUAAAUUACUAUGAAUAUUGAAUAAAUGUUUUAUUUAUGUCACAAUCUGAAUUAAAUCUCCAACAGAAAAUCUAAUCUGAUAAACAUUACUUGGCUUAUAUUUAUAUUUCAAAAAUGUGCAUUUCCUCUCUGUGUCUCUGUCUGUGUGUCUCUCUGUCUGUGUGUCUCUCUGUCUGUGUGUCUCUCUGUCU